Populus euphratica (Euphrates poplar) is the source of this 1096-nucleotide messenger RNA. Its product is annotated as secoisolariciresinol dehydrogenase-like. The transcript has 2 exons. The record is from RefSeq and is a predicted model, not a curated record. Bases 41 to 871 code for a protein of 276 amino acids. Lineage: Eukaryota; Viridiplantae; Streptophyta; Magnoliopsida; Malpighiales; Salicaceae.
UCACAAGCAAAUUGAAGAGCUCUGCUGCUUCAAAAUAAAAAUGAAUGACUCUUCUCUACCAGCUCCUGUUGCCAAGAGGCUAGAAGGCAAGGUAGCUUUGAUCACCGGAGCAGCUAGUGGCAUCGGCGAAAGCGCUGCAAGACUCUUUGUUCAACAUGGUGCAAAAGUUGUAAUUGCCGACAUCCAAGAUGAGCUCGGCCACUCUGUGUGCAAUGAAAUCGGCUCCGAUUAUGUCCACUGUGAUGUUACUAGCGAGAUUGAUGUCCAAAAUGCCGUAGAGACUACAAUCUCAAAGUAUGGUAAGCUAGAUAUAAUGUUUAGUAAUGCUGGCAUAGCUGAGGCCAAGCUCGAUAUAAGCAUCUUAGCAUUUGAGCACGAAGAUUACAAGAAAGUUUUCGACGUGAACUUGUAUGGUGCCUUCUUGUCAGCCAAGCACGCUGCAAAAGUAAUGAUCCCGGCAAAGAAGGGCAGUAUUAUAUUCACUUCAAGCUUUGCUUCGGUGUGUUAUGGGGCUAUGCUCCCAUACGCAUAUGCUGUGUCAAAACAUGCUCUGGUUGGACUUAGUAAGAACUUGUGUGUAGAAUUAGGGCAAUAUGGAAUUAGAGUUAAUUGCAUUUCACCAUUUGGUGUGGCGACUCCAUUAUUAAGGAAAGGAUUGGGAGGGAUCGACCAGAAGACGGUGGAGGAGUUCAUUUGUACAUCAGCGAACUUGAAGGAGGCAGUGCUGAAAGCAAAUGAUGUGGCAGAGGCAGCACUGUAUUUGGGUGGUGAUGAUUCCAAGUAUGUUAGCGGACUAAAUUUGGUUAUCGACGGUGGCUAUAGCACCACCAAUGUGGCCGUAAGAGAGCAAAUGAAAGAAUAUUUUGGUUAAUAAAGGUGUGUUUGUUAAGAGGGAUUAAGAAGGGAUAGACAAAAGAAUAAAAAGUGAAGAAUUGAGUAUUUAAUAUCGCAAGGAUGGAGAUUGAAAAGAUAUUGGAAAUAUCGGUUUCAAUCCUUAAUUUACUGUGAUUUUUAAUUAGCUUUUUUAAUCCGGAUGGAUUGAAUUUCAUCCUUUCUCUUAUUAGCUAAAUAAUCGAAGGAAUGACAAGUCCUGUUA